Messenger RNA from Brassica oleracea var. oleracea, 659 nucleotides. Its product is annotated as 50S ribosomal protein 5, chloroplastic-like. The transcript is spliced from 2 exons. The coding region runs from base 87 to 527 and encodes 146 amino acids. The record is from RefSeq and is a predicted model, not a curated record. NCBI's taxonomy places the organism in Eukaryota, Viridiplantae, Streptophyta, Magnoliopsida, Brassicales, Brassicaceae.
GACGGAGAGCAAAGGGGAACAAAAGCUUAUCCAGACACUAAACUUCAAAUGACUGUCUGAAGGCGAAAUUCUUCAAUUCGAAGAAGAUGUCACUUCUCUCUUUCAAUUCUCUCGCUCCUCUCUCUUCUCUCUCUUCUCAAAGGCUUCAACUUUCGUCUUCCUCUUCACCAGUUUUCAUCCUUAAACCCAGCACCGUCGAGUCAAAGAACAGAGUCUCACUCAGUGCGUACAGCUUGAGCAUUAGCCAUGGAAGAGCAGCGAUUGUGAAGGCAGCUUCUUCUGGCGUGGACGGAGCUGAGCCUGAGAGCAAUGAGGAACCACCUAAGACUGUUGUUGCUGCUGUUCCUGUGGAUAAACUGCCGUUGGAGUCGAAAGAAGCUAAAGAGAAGCUGCUGCUGGAACAGAGGAUGAAGAUGAAGCUGGCCAAGAAGAUUAGGCUAAGGAGGAAACGUCUGGUUCGUAAGCGUAAGUUGAGGAAGAAGGGUCGAUGGCCACCUUCCAAGAUGAAGAAGCUCAAGAAUGUUUAGACAUGAUGAUGAUAUGACUGGUUCUUUGCUGUCUUUUUUUUUUUAAUUCAACUUUUCUUGUAAUGUUGUUUGUAAACUUUCUGGAACCAUUUUUAAUGCCUUUUGAAAUGCAACCAUUGUUCUUUUGGAUUA